AUGAUUCCUCAACAGCAACAACAACAACAGCAACAGCAACAUUCUCGUUCAUCGACUAGUGAUGAUGAUUCUGGUUGUGCUCUUGAAGAAUAUGCAUGGUGUCCACCAGGCCUUAAAGCUGAACAGGUUCGACAAUUUUUUAAAUGUUUUUCCGAAGAUAAAGUACCAUUUCUUAAUUCGAUUGGUGAAAAAUAUCGAACAAAAAUGCUUGAAAUACAACUACCACCACAAGAUUCAGAUGUGAAAUAUUGUCGUUCAUUGAAUGAAGAUGAAAAAAAUGAAUUACGAACAUUUAACGAACAACAACGACAUAAUGCAUUUGGUCGUGGCAUUGCUAAACAAUUACCACUAACACAAUCUCCUUUGCCAUGUCGUGGGUGUCAAAAGUUAAUUGAUUCAGGUUCAAUAUGUAUUUAUGUUGAACGAGCUGGUCGAAAUGGUUUGUGGCAUCCACAAUGUUUUAAUUGUAUACAAUGCAAAGAAUUUCUUGUUAAUUUAAUUUAUUUUCAUAAAGAUGGUCUACUUUAUUGUGGUCGACAUCAUGCUGAAUUAUAUAAACCACGAUGUACAGCAUGUGAUGAAAUUAUCUUCAGUGAUGAAUGUACCGAAGCUGAAGGUUAUAGUUGGCAUAUGGACCAUUUUUCUUGUUCCAAUUGUAAAAAACGCUUGGGUGGAGAACGUUAUGUUAUGCGACAAAAUCAACCAUUUUGUUUAAGUUGUUUUGAAACAAUGUAUGCAGAAUAUUGUGAUACAUGUGGUGAACGUAUUGAAACUGAUCAAGCACAAAUGGCACAUGAAUCUCAACAUUGGCAUGCAACUGAUGAAUGUUUUUAUUGUUAUACAUGUCGUAUACCACUUCUUAAUCGUGCUUUUUUUCCUCGAUAUGGUGCACUUUUUUGUUCAAAUGAUUGUGCAUUACAACGUAAUAAUCGUUUUAAUCAUAAAAAAUUUAUUCAACAAGAAAAAUUUGAUAAAAGUCCUGAUUUAAUACCAAUAACAUAUAAACAAACAAAUCAUCAACAUGUUAAAGUUCUUCCUCCACGUCCAAAACCAUUUCAACAACAACAACAACAACAACCAAAUAUUCGUACAAUAUCUAGUCGAUCAAAAGAACAAGGUGGUUAUGUAUCUGAUGGUGUUAAUAUUAGUAAAUAUAAACGUGAUUAUAAUAAUGGUUAUCUAUCUGAUGGUACAGGUACACGAAAAUAUAAAAAUAAUCGUCAACAAUUUCCAACAAAUUUAAACUAUGAUAAAGAUAAACCACAAGUAUUUUUACAAUUUCAAUCAUCACCUGAAUCAAUAUUAAAAAAUCGUCAUCAAAAUAAAAUGUUUAUAACAAAUAGUCGUUCACGUGAACCAAUACAAUUUUACAAUGAUUUAAAUCUUGAACAACUUGAUCGUCAUGGUGCAACACUUGAAAUAGCACGAUGUUCAACAUCAAAAUCAUCACGUUCAUCAUUACCAGAUUUAAGUAAUAAAAUAUCUCGAAUAAAUUCAAAUAAAACAAAUCAUUCAAUUAUAUCUCAAGAUACUUUAAUUGAUUCAUCAAUACCAAAAAAUCGUUUAAAACAUUUUGAUUCAAAUGAAAUUAUGUAUCCAAUAUCAAGACCAAAAUCAGUUGCUUUUUCAACAACAACAACUACCGCACAAUUUCCACGUUCACGUUCAUUAAAUGGUUCAGGACGUUUUACUAAACAACAUCAUGUUCGUUUUGUUGAUGAUGACAAAGAGAAAAAUAUUGAACGUUCAUCAGUAACAAAUAAUCGAUCAAAAAAAUAUUAUUUGUCAUCAUCAUCAUCAUCGUCAUCUUCAGAUUCAGAAAAUGACGAUGAUUUAGAUGCAAUUUAUCGUCAAUAUGACAUACAUGGAAAUCGAAUAAAAAAACCAAUUAAUUAUGGAACAAAAAUUACUUAUGUUGAUGAAUAUGAACAAGGAAAGAAUACAAUUAAUCCAGCAUUAAUGAAAAAACCAAUGAUAAUCAAUAAAAAAGAUAACAAAUCAAAUAGUGGACGAAGGAAAAAAGAUUGUAUUAUUAGUUAA
This is a messenger RNA of Rotaria sordida, 2040 nucleotides long. The record is from the annotation of a GenBank genome assembly. NCBI's taxonomy places the organism in Eukaryota, Metazoa, Rotifera, Eurotatoria, Philodinida, Philodinidae.